Messenger RNA from Hibiscus syriacus, 2025 nucleotides. Its product is annotated as probable beta-1,3-galactosyltransferase 2. The transcript is spliced from 11 exons. Gene Ontology annotation, molecular function: hexosyltransferase activity. The coding region runs from base 480 to 1697 and encodes 405 amino acids. Lineage: Eukaryota; Viridiplantae; Streptophyta; Magnoliopsida; Malvales; Malvaceae. The record is from RefSeq and is a predicted model, not a curated record. Gene Ontology annotation, cellular component: Golgi membrane.
CUCACAUCUUUGACGGACUCUCCGUUCUACUGGAAGGUAUAUGUUCCCUUUCUCCUUUGUUCAGGCUUCCUCGUGAGGUGGGAUAUGUCUUUCCUUUGCAGCAUCCACGUGACCUAAAAUGGCGUUCCUCGCAUGAUUACUACACAACACAUAAGAUCUAGUGAAACUCUUCAUCCAUUUGCUGUCUGCCACGUCUCCGUCUUCUCACGUGUAUCCAAGUUCUCACUUGUAUUCAUUCAACGCCCCUUACCUGCAGAGUUGUGAAUUUUAGAGAAUCUAUAGAGAGAACCCCCCCAAGCAAACCAAUAAAAAAUAUAUAUACAGAAAGAAGUAAAGGAAGAAAGGAACAAACUUUCAAGUUGAAAAACUGAGCUUUGUCCUCUCAAAUUUGAGGCUCUUGGGAGUCAUUUUCUACUACUGGGAGCUUUGUUCUCUCUUUUGAAAAGUACGCGGGGAUUUAGAUUGAAGGUUUUCAAAAUAUGCCUUUUAAAAGCAAAGGAGAUCAGUCUUCUGCAAGUUUUAUAUCCAAGAAAUGGAGUUUUCUUCUUUGCUUGGGUUGCUUCUGUGCUGGAAUGCUCUUCACCAAUAGGGUGGGGACUGUUCCUCAAUCUAAAGGUAUCAUGAGGGCAACUGCAGUGGAAGCUGAAAACCUUAAACUAAUUUCAGAGGGUUGUACCCUAAAAGCGCAAGAAGAAAAGCAUGUAUCCAAGGACAUCAUUGGGGAGGUUUUUAAGACUCACCAUGCUAUACACACAUUGGAUAAGACUAUUUCGAGCUUAGAGAUGGAAUUAGCAGCUGCAAGGGCAUCACAAGAGUCCUUACUUGGUGGUUCACCGUUAUCCAUGGAUGUUAAUAGAGCCGAAUCAUCUAGGAAAAGAAGGUAUCUGAUGGUUAUAGGAAUUAAUACCGCUUUUAGCAGCCGGAAAAGAAGAGACUCGAUUCGUGCUACAUGGAUACCACAAGGUGAAAAGCAGAAGAAAUUGGAGGAUGAAAAGGGCAUUAUUGUUCGCUUUGUUAUUGGUCAUAGUGCCACGACGGGUGGUAUUUUGGACCGAGCAAUCGAAGCUGAGAAUCAGAAGCAUGGAGACUUCUUGAGACUGAAGGACCAUGUCGAAGGGUAUCUCGAGUUGUCUGCAAAAACUAAGAUGUACUUUGCCACUGCUGCCGCUCUAUGGGAUGCUGAUUUUUAUGUCAAAGUUGAUGAUGAUGUCCAUGUAAAUAUAGCGACACUCGGUGAAACACUAGUUAGACAUCGAAAGAAACGACGUGUAUACAUAGGGUGCAUGAAAUCUGGCCCCGUCCUCUCUCAAAAGGGAGUGAGAUACCAUGAACCUGAACACUGGAAAUUUGGUGAGUCGGGAAAUAAAUAUUUCCGGCAUGCUACUGGACAAUUGUAUGCGAUUUCGAAUGAUUUGGCCUCGUAUAUAUCUAUAAAUCAGCAUGUUUUACACAAGUAUGCUAAUGAGGAUGUUUCACUCGGUUCAUGGUUUAUUGGACUUGAUGUUAAGCAUAUUGAUGAUCGGAGAUUAUGUUGUGGCACGCCACCUGAUUGCGAGUGGAAGGCUCAAGCUGGCAAUGCAUGUGUUGCUUCCUUUGAUUGGAGCUGCAGCGGAAUUUGCAAGUCCGCCGAUCGGAUGAAAGAGGUUCAUCGGCGGUGUGGAGAAGGGGAGAAUGCUUUGUGGAGUGCUAGUUUCUAAUGCAUGCGAACAUCCUGCUUUCUUUCUAACUCAGGAGGAUGGUAAAGCAAUGAUGAUGAGCAUACAUGGUGAUCAAUCUGAAAUACUAAAUCCUUUUUUUCCUGUAGUCUAAUAAGUAUAUAAAACAUUAUAUGAGACUAGAGAUAGUGAAACACCUUUGAUAAUGGGGGUAACCUUUACAAUAAAGUGCCACUAUAGCAGCCCUACAAGGAACGGCUGCCGGGUGCCACCACCCAUCCACCCAAUCUUUAAGGCUUGAAGGCCAAUUUGUAAGUUACAGUUCCAUAAAUCCCGUCAUAAAUACAAAAUAUUUUUGGUUCCUUUUUCA